CCUUGCUCUUGCAAUUUUAAGCUCCUCCGCCCGGAAUUCUUAGUUUAUUCAGAUCGUAUACCCUUUAAUCUCUCAAUUUUUAAUUCAUUUAUUUUUUUUUUUAGAAUUUUUCAAGGAAGGAAAGAAAAAGAUUCUCGUGGCGGAUUCCCCCACCACUAGCUGGUCUCAUAGUUUUUGGGUUCUUCUCCAACAAAUACUUGUUUUUUCCCUUUUUCUUUCUUCUGGAAAUUUUUUUCUCUUGUUCUCAGGGCAAGCUUGGUGAGAGUGAAGAAUUAUUCAGUUUUUUUUCUUGUAAAGUUUGGUUUUUAAAGGAGAGACGUGGUAUUCGGAAGCUGGGGUUUUGGUGAUUGAAGGGGAUUGGGCCACAAUUAAAUCGGGCUCACUUGUGUUAUAAUUUUGCUUUGUUUAUGAUUUAGCUCUGUUGGCCUCUUGUGUCACUUCUCAGUAUGAACAACCAAUUCGGUGAAGAUCAAGAUGAAGCAACUGUUAUGGGGUUUGAAGUACCAAAAUCACCUGAUUCAAGUUAUAAUAAUGUGUACCCUGGGAAUGAAGAUGAUGCACGUGACCCGCCAGUUGUCCCUGCACACCUGCAUCGUACAUUGCUUAGCUACCCCACAAGCAUGAAUGCUUCUGGGAAUCUUCCUUUGCCAGAAAAUGUGAUUCUAAAUCAUCUUUACAUUGAAAACCGAGAGGCACCAAGAUCUGUAGUGGCACUUGGGUUCACUCACCGCUUCCGUUCGAAGUAUGUUACUGUUGUGCUAUACAAACCAGUUCCAAGAAGGGGUAGUGCCAGUACGUAAAGCAUAUGAAUAGAGAAUAUACCUUCACUUUGGGUUGGUUGGUUUGCACUUGUGAGGGAAUUAGUUUCUAUAGACUCAAAUACGGAAUUAGCAGAAAUGAUAUUUAUUUGUUUCACAACAGUUGAUGACUUGGGGGGUUGCUUAUUGAACCCGAAAGUUAACAUUUGACUUGAAAUAUCAGUUAUGUUAUGAGGGGUAGAGUUGCUAUACAUAUAAAGCUUUCUCGUUAUUCUUUUUAAUCAGUAUUUGUGGCAUCUUGAGCUUGUUUGCUUCCUAGGUACUGUAAACCAAACUUAAAGCUCUUGUAUUUGUUGGCAUUGGAUCGUUUCAUUUUGAUGGGCAUGCCUGGCAUCAGGUAGCUUUAUGUUA
This is a messenger RNA of Theobroma cacao (cacao), 1169 nucleotides long. The record is from RefSeq and is a predicted model, not a curated record. NCBI's taxonomy places the organism in Eukaryota, Viridiplantae, Streptophyta, Magnoliopsida, Malvales, Malvaceae.